UCGCGUCAGUCACACAGAUUAUUAUCCAACCCAAAAAUUCCCGUAUUUCCUCAUGUUUAUUUACGUUUUUACUUAAAAUUUACGCAUUUUUGUCGUAGAAUCUAACAUAAAACAAUAAACAAAACUGUAAAGCAUUAAAAUUUUCAGUCUAUUCUAUUAAAUUGAGUGAUAUAAUGAAGUAAUAACAGUUAUACAUCCCGCAUUUCUCAGGAUGGUGACUAAACAAUGUUGUGUUGAAAAUUGUUAUUCAUGUUCAACAAGAGAGGAAGAUGUUGGUGUUACAUUCCACAAGUUUCCCAAAGAUGAGGGUUUGAGAGAGCUGUGGGUGGAAGUGACGAGGGUCACUGGUGGCACAGACUGCGGUGUCUAUGUCUGCUCCAGACAUUUUUGUAAAAGUGACUUUCAGUCAUACAAGGAUAGCAAAUAUAUUCUUCAGUCAGGUGCGGUACCUUCAAUAUUUCCUUGGGCAUUACAUUUGCCUGUAGUCAGCUCUAACAUGGAAGUUGAUGAGGAGGUUGGAGGAGGCAAUCCUCCCCCUCCUCAAGAUAUCCCUGAUGCUGAUGAAGGCAAGGACAUCUAUUUGGACAACUCCAAACCAACUGAAGGAGAAAACAUUGAGGCAAUUAAAAAAUUCAUUGAAGAGCAAGAGAAAGAAAUACUCGAGCUGCAAGCAGAAGUUAAACCUAGCACAUCUAAAAUGUCUGAACAGGAAUCAGAAUUAAAUGAAAGCUUUGAUCUUGAUGCAAGUAAAUAUAAUGAAAAAGAAGCAGUGCUUAGCCUAAACAAAGACAUGACUAUGGACAGUGUUGAAGAAACAGCUAUGGUGGCAUCUGACGUUAUGAACAUUAUACUCAGUGAAUCUGAGGCAAAGUUGGCUAAAAAGAAUCUUGGUCAAAAGUCUCCCAAGGCAGGAAAUAGCUCCAGUGAAAAAGUAAACAGUGGCAGCAUGGCGUUGUCAGUGGGGUCUCGAGUGGAGGCGAAGGACUUCAGUGAGCUGUGGUACCCCGCGCACAUUGCUGAAGUAGACUAUGACGAGAUGGAAGUGCUGGUCCAUUAUGACAAUAUCGCCAAUAAGCACGACGAAUGGAUAAACGUGAGCAGUCCCCGGCUGCGUCCGUUCGAGAGCGGCAGGGUUGCUCCGGCGCCGGCGGCGGGCGCUGCGGGGAACCCUGUCACAGUGAAAGAGGAGCCCAAAGUGGAGGAGAGAGCUAAAGCGACGACAUUUGCUGUGGGCGACCGCUGCCUCGCGCGCUGGCGGGAUAACAGGCGAUUCAUGGCCACUGUUCAUGCUGAGCUGGAGAAUGGCAAAUACGAAGUAGUAUUCGACGACGGUGUCCACUGGACGUGCGGCAUCUCCCGGCUGUCCAAGAUGCGGGAAGCCCCGGGCACCCUGCACGUGGACACAGGCGGGGCCGCGUCCCCCGCCGCCCCUUCCCCCGACCCCGCCGCCGCCCCCACCCCGCCCUACCACACGCAUCUCUUCGACCCCGCCCGAGAUUACCUAGGCUCUAAAAGCGAGCGUCGUGAAAGGAAACGGAAGUUGAAUAUUAAAGAGAUAUUCAAUAUUGGACAGAAGAAGAAGAAGGUGGAAGGGCAGGAGAAACCGCAGAGGAAGAGGGCGGUUGUUAAGAAGAAGGUUGCGGCGGUGGCCGUGCCGCUGGUGGUCAAGACUGAAGUGAAGACUGAGUUGCCUGAUGCAGUGGCAGCAAUCAUUGGCACAGUCCAACCGGAAGCUGAGCCACUCGAUGCUGUGAAACCUAAAGCAGAGAAGCCGGAAGUAGCGGCGCCGGAAGCUGUGGCGCCCGGACCGGAAGUGAGCGAGCACACGCUGGAGGUGACGGUCGUUGACCCCAACGCCGUGGAUGAUAACACUGAAGAUGACGACACAAUGGAGGGUGUGAAAUUAGAAAUUAAAGAAGAAUUGAUAGAAGCCAUUAAAACCGAAGAAUUUGAAGAAGAACCAGGACCCAGCAUAUCCGAUGACGUGAUGGAGAACAUCAGCAGGACCAUCACCAAGCUAGAGGACGACCUCGUGAAGGUGUCCAGUCCCAAGCGGGAGAGGAGCGAGGGAGGCGGAGAGAGAGAGAAGAAGAAGAGUGCGAAGAAGUCGAAGCUGCGACUCAAACAUGAGAUUAAGGUGAAGGAGGAGGUGCAAAAGGUGAAGUCCGAACUCGAAACAAUGAAGUCCGAACUAGAACAGAUCAAGAAGCGAGCCAGCCUCUCCUUACUCAAGGGAGACAAGAAGAGGGCCCCGGAGGAGCUCGCGGCGCCGGCGCCGGGCGAGUGGUGCUGCAAGUGGGUCAACGGGCAGCCGGUGGGGGCUGUCAGCGAGCUGGACGGUGAUGACGGGAAGGGGGGAUUGCCGAGGCGGUCUGUGCAGGUGGAGGACACCAGGCUGCCGGAGGGCUGGACGAAGCACAUGGUGCGCCGCAGCCUCGGCAGCUCCGCCGGCAAGUGGGACGUCGUGCUCGUCAACCCAGACAACAAGCGCCUCCACACCAAAACGGACAUGGUGAAAUACCUGGAGACUAUAAACGACCCUAAUCUGAAGCCAUACGAGGCCGCUCUGUUGGACUUCGGCAUGCACCGCAAGCUGGCCAAACGCCUCGGCUGGGACACCACGGAGCCCGAGCCCACGUCAUCGCCCCCCCACGCGACUGUUAGUCACUCCUCCCCGAUUAUACCCAGCAGGAAAAUGAGUCUCAAGAGGAAGGUGGAAAAGAUGCAGAAGUUUGCCAAGAAGAAGAAGCGCGCGCAGGCUAUUGCGUAUAGGCAAACGCUAGCGGCGAUGGCGGCCAAUGUCUGCAAGACGGCAGAAGCUUACGAAGUGCCGCCUUUGGAGGACGGAUACGUAUAUGUUGGCUCGCUAAAAGUGCAGAUUAUUGAGAAUCUGCUCCGAUGCCCCGCCGAAGGUUGCUUCAAGAACUUCCGUAACAACACGCUGAUCAAAAUGCACAUCAAACACUACCACCGAGAGCUGCGUAAAGAACUGGGGGCCACGCCCAAGGUGUCCGACCUAGCGUCGUCCAGGGCUGAAGUGGAAGUCGAACCUCCUAGGAUGAGAUUCGAACCGGAACUCAAAGUACCAAAGCUAAAGAUAAGCAAGAAACGUUUGGAGGAAGUGCACGUAGAACCUGUAGAGACAGUCGCUGAACUACCGCCAGAGGAGAUUGUGACCACCCCGCCCGUCAGCCUCGAGCCAGAAACGCCGAAAAUAUUAGACUCGCCCAAACUAAGAAACGCACUCGUAUCCAAAGUCAUCAAGCGGCCCCGAGUCUUAUUACCAGUUAAAAAGAGCGAAGACCUCUUCCCUGACAUGGAAAGCGUUGAGCCAAUCAAAGAGCCGGAACGUGAUUUGAAAUUGGAGCUGGAUCCUGUAGUCGCAAUACAGACGGAGCCAGUCGAGGGGUUAGACUUUGAAUCUGAAAUCUCGUCGUACACAGUUUCCAAAGUCCCUGGGGCUGGUGGUACAGACCGCCGCAAGAAGGGUGAGAAGAAGAAGAAGACUUUCGCCUCUAUAGCCAAGGCUAAGUCUAGCGAGGAGGAAGAAUGGUGCGCUAAUUCUGACGUGGAGACGCGGCUGAGCUUCCCUCGCUCUGGGUCGCCAGACUCCAAGUUCUUCGACAAGUCGCUAGGCACGCCGCAGCCGCAGUCGUCAGAGUCUACUGAGGAUAAGGGGCAGCACUUGUACAUGUAUAAUGAAGCGGGCGAGAGGAUCCGCAUCGUGCACAUGAAGCGCGAGGAGAUCAUCAACUGCCACUGCGGGUUCCGCGAGGAGGACGGGCUCAUGAUCCAGUGCGAGCUGUGUCUGUGCUGGCAGCACGCGCUCUGCCAUAAUAUACAGAAGGAGGCCGAGGUGCCAGAGAAGUACACCUGCAGCAUCUGCCUGAACCCGCGGCGCGGGCGGCGCUCGCAGCGCUUCCUGCACGAUCAGGACCGCCUGUAUGAAGGCCUGCUGCCCGGCGCCCGGCCCUGUGAGACGCUGAAGAGGUCCCACGAGCUGUCCGGGAAUCUACUGAGGAUUGAAGACGCUCUGCACGCGCUUAAAGUCAAAUAUCAUGUGGCUACCAAAAAAGACCACCCAAAGCUGUACCUCUGGGCAAAAGACUGGGAGAACGAGCUGAACGUGUCUGCGGACCGGCUGACCACGGAGUACGUGGACCUCGGCAUGAUGAUCAGCGCGCUCGGCAAGGAGAACCUGCCCGUGAAGAGCGAUGAUGUCGCCGCGUUGCCGCUCGGAGCCAUGGCCACGCCGUCUAGCGAGGAUCCUGAUAGUGAGAGAUACACUCCGCGCGACGCGUGCCACCUGGGCUCGGCGCUGCUGGGCGCGCUGCUGGGCUCGCCCGGCGCCGCGCUCGACCUGCCCGCCGCCGCCGAGCCACGACCCAGCUCCGAAGCGGAGGUCCGCACGAGCGUGGCGGCGCCGCAGCCCGAGGCCGCCAUCGAGAACAGCGCGUGCCGCGAGCGCCUGCUGCGCCACAUCCAGCGCUGCCAGGCGCUCAUCGACGCCCGCCUCGACUCCAUAGAGGCGCAGGUCGCAGAGUUGGAAUCGCAAGACCCGUCGUUCGAGGACGACGAGACGGCGGACUACUUCCCGCGCACCAAGCAGACCAUACAGAUGAUGCUGCGCGACCUUGACUCCAUGGAGGAGCUCGGCGUCAUCACGUAGACAUGGAUAUCGGAAUGUGGAGAACCUUAAUAAGGUGUUGAACAGGGUUAUCAGGAGAUUGACAAGCCAAGUCUGCAUUGUUCUAUGGCAUGCUUUUUGACAUCAACCUAGUAAAACCGCCUGUGUUUAACUAUAGAGGAUUGUAUAAUUAGCAUUUGGUUCUCGAUAGCAUUUAGAAUAAGCACAUACAGUGGUUGGGUCCCGGACCAGUGGAGCCAUCAUCUUGCAUCUACUUUUAACGAAUGUUUAGGAUUGUACAGUGUACAUUGAUGGUGGUUAAUUUUGAUCACAUUAGUCCUGUGUUUUAUACUACUCCAGUGAUGUUUAUGUAUUUAUUUACAAGGGAUAUGUAUUUUGAUUUAUAGCUGAACACAAAAGAGUAGAGAUUAAUGUUUUGGAACUAAACAGAUUUAAACCUGGCAAUAAAAAAAAACUUGUGA
This is a messenger RNA of Plutella xylostella (diamondback moth), 5109 nucleotides long. RefSeq names its product PHD finger protein MBD-R2 (gene MBD-R2). The record is from RefSeq and is a predicted model, not a curated record. Gene Ontology annotation, molecular function: DNA binding. NCBI's taxonomy places the organism in Eukaryota, Metazoa, Arthropoda, Insecta, Lepidoptera, Plutellidae. Gene Ontology annotation, biological process: regulation of transcription by RNA polymerase II. Gene Ontology annotation, cellular component: NSL complex.